Messenger RNA from Lytechinus variegatus (green sea urchin), 2133 nucleotides. RefSeq lists its product as uncharacterized. NCBI's taxonomy places the organism in Eukaryota, Metazoa, Echinodermata, Echinoidea, Temnopleuroida, Toxopneustidae. The coding region runs from base 360 to 2111 and encodes 583 amino acids. The record is from RefSeq and is a predicted model, not a curated record. Gene Ontology annotation, molecular function: protein binding. The transcript has 6 exons.
GUCUGCUACAGAUCAGCUCUGCACGAUUCAUCUUCACACAGUGCACUCAAAGGUCUGAUGCCGGGCGGGUCGCUUUCCUCAACUCCUGCGAAGUACUCCUUCUAUGAACGAGUCCUGGACUUGUUCCCCGGCCUUGGACAUUCUCUGGAAACGCUAAACAGGACUUAGAAUCGAUACAUGGAUCGUGGUCUUUUACUGAAGUGCCGAUGAAGACCUGAUAAACGGAUGAAUUUAAUUUUCAAAAAGAGAGAUCUGGUAGGAUUUUAACGACAUGCCUUCACUGGCAAGGAUAGUUCUUCAGCCCAUCUCUUUUUAAAAUCGAACAUUAAAGCCAGGACCGGUGUCACUUUACAAUCAUCAUGUUUCGUGGACUAUUGGAACAUAAUUGCAGAUCUACCAAUAUGGAGAGGACAUUCUCCCUCAGGACUGCGCAAUUGGUUAUAUAUUUCAUACUAGCAAUAAACUUUGGGGAAGCAGUUUCAAAGAAAUACGUGGAACCUUAUGGAGAUAAUGUUUGUUCUCGUGUUACUAGUAUUACCAAUGUACAAAGAAUACCAAUGAGUGGAAUACAAACCAAGAAGUUCAGAUAUAUGACCAAGUGCAGUGUUUUUGGUGUCGCUAUGUGCAGUAGAUACAGGUUGGUUUAUGUGAAUGCAUUUCGUGAACUGGUAACGACUCAGUACGCUGUAAGACCUGGCUGCUGUAAAGGCUACGUUCAAGAUGGUACUAUGUGUCUGGAGGCGCCACCAACAACAAUGCCUCCUCAGACGUCCACAAGAGGCCCAACGACAGUCAGAACACAAACGGUGAGGGCGUCUUUCGGCGAUGUGUCUCCCAGAGGAUCUUCGGGUGGCUACCCUAUCAAGGAAGGCUCUGGAGCGUCUAAGGGCCAGUCUGGUCAUCGUGAUGAGGUACUCAUAGAUCAGGAAGGAGGCUACUUUGAGGUGAAUCCUGAUUACAAGGGGCCGGCUGUGGAUCGUGUGUUGCCUCUGAUUGCGUCUGGUGUUGCAGGGGUCAUUACCCUGACCGCUGUAGUAGCCUUCGUGCUGAUUUUCAUCAGUAGAAGGAAAAGGAAGCGCAACAAGGUCCAACCUGGAUUUCAUGACUCUGUUCGGUUCCGAACUAACCACCAGCCGAAGGAUACGACUAAGCUCGAGAUGAAGAGAAUGUCAACAGAGAAAGCAUCAGCACACGCCUUAGCGCUUGCUGUCACCAAACCAAACCCCAAGGCAUCCAAGAAAUUCAAGAGAUUAUCUCGAAAAGAUGGACCUUAUGUGGAAAUAUCGGAUAUUCCGGGAACACCGUUCGCGAGAGUCACCUCAAAGACGGAAGAGACGAUACGAUCGGAUCUACAAAACAACCAAGUACACGCUGCUUUCAUCAACAACAGAAGAAGCUUGAACGAAUCCCAACGAAAGCAGAGAAGUCCCGUGAAACGUGGUGGCUCAAUGAAGAUUGUUCCCCAAUACGCCGUGGUCAACAAGCUAAGAAAACCUGACACCGACUGCGAAGAGCUGUUGGACGCCAAGAACAGCCCAAAAAAUAACAACGACGCUGAGGACAACCUCCAUGGAGCUUACCACGCCUUUACACUUGAACAUCAAGGUACUGGAGAUUCAGCCCCGCUGUAUGCAGAUCCUAAUCAGAAACAACAGAACAAGUCAAGAACGUGGGCUUGUCGAGUAGGUUCAAGUCUGAAGGAGAAUCGUGUCAAAGGUGUGGGUACGCUCACACCAGGGAACGUCUUAGCUCUGGUGAAGCAGAGCAAUCUUCGAGAAACAUCCAAACUCUUUACGAGCUGCGGCGAUGGGGUCGGGAACCGCCGCCUCUCGUCGGGUUAUACCAACAAAGAUGAUGAUUCAGAAAACUCGAGUGGGUACAGCUCACUCCGUCACAGCAUUGAGGGGGAACCGGACAUGUACGGGAAGCUGAACCAUGCUACCAGUGUAAAACCCUCAGGUCCGCCCGACACCAAGGGUCAGACAGCUGCGUUAGAAGCAGCAGACGUCAAUGACUACGAUAAACUCAGACGAGGUCCCAAGUCGAGAACUCUGGGGUUGAAAUGGGCAACAUCAGGGCAUUACGAGACCUUAGACGUUGACGAAACAUGAUGCUGACGUCUUUUAAACUUUU